Molecule: messenger RNA, 3702 nt
Organism: Brassica napus (rape)
Lineage: Eukaryota; Viridiplantae; Streptophyta; Magnoliopsida; Brassicales; Brassicaceae
Product: putative disease resistance protein At4g11170
Exons: 4
Coding region: 398-3490 (1030 amino acids)
Biological process (GO): signal transduction; defense response
Molecular function (GO): ADP binding
Source: RefSeq, a predicted model, not a curated record
ACAAUUUGAUUACAGAGUACAAAAAAAUAUCAAUCAAGAGGCGAUAAAGUAAAACGCAUAGAACUUUAACGAACGACACAAUUUGACGUGCGAUCGUGUAGAAGCUAAGAGUCACUAGUGAUUUUAGCUUUGAUUGAUUCUUUGUUAGUAGUAAUGUUUUUUUUUACAUGUAAUCUUGAGUGGAAACGUUGGGAUGAAUGCUAUACUAUUUCAGUUUAAAUAGGCUUCUUUAUUAUAGGCCUCUAUUUCUUUGUGAUUCGUUAUGGGCUCAAGUUAUUAGUUUUACGAUAACAAUCUUCAUGGAUUCAAACUUGGUCAUGGCUGACUUUUCAAACAGGGUGCCUGAUUAAAAUAGGGAGUAUUGGAGAUUCAACGUCUUUCCUUUGCAAUUUUAUUCAUGGAGUCUUCGUCUCCUUCUCGAAAUUGGAGAUUCAACGUCUUCCCGAGCUUCUGCGGUGAAGAUCUCCGCAAAAACUUCCUCAGCCAUUUCCUGAAGGAGUUGCAAAGGAAAGGAAUCACAACUUUCAUCGAUCAUGAGAUCAAGAGGAGCAAAGCUAUCGGCCCUGAGCUCGUGGCAGCGAUCAGAGGAUCAAGGAUGGCAGUCAUCUUGCUCUCGAAGAACUAUGCAUCUUCGACGUGGUGUUUGAACGAACUGCUCGAAAUCAUGAGCUGUAAAGAAGAGAUCGGCCAAACAGUGAUGCCGGUUUUCUACGAAGUCGAUCCAUCUGACGUCAGAAAGCAGGCCGGGGAUUUUGGAAACAUCUUUGAAGAAACUUGUUUGGGGAAGUCGGAAGAAGUGAGGCAGAGAUGGUCACGGGCUCUGACGGACCUCGCGAAUCUAGCCGGAGUGGAUUCUCGCCUCUGGAACAAUGAAGCUGAUAUGAUUGAGAAACUUGCGUUGGAUAUCUCUAGUGCAUUAAACGUUACACCUUCAAGGGACUUUGAUGAUCUCGUUGGAAUAGAAGCUCAUAUCAAAAAUCUGAAGCCAUUGUUAUCUCUAGAGUCUAGUGAAGUGAGGAUUGUAGGUGUUUGGGGUCCUGCGGGAAUUGGGAAGACAACCAUUGCAAGAGCUCUAUACACUCGACUGUCUCCUAUUUUCCAGCAUAGUGCAUUCAUGGGGAACAUUAAGGAAACAUAUAGGAGAAUCAGCCUCGAUGAUUACGGUUCGAAGUUGCAUCUGCAAGAAGAGUUUUUGUCUAAGCUUAUCAACCAUAAAGAUGUGAAGAUACCUCACUCAGGUGUGGUAAGAGAAAGGUUGAAGGACAAGAGAGUCUUUGUUGUUCUUGAUGAUGUUGAUGAACUGGAGCAACUCAUUGCCUUGGCAAAGGAGCCUCGAUGGUUUGGUUCUGGAAGUAGGAUUGUAGUGACCACACAAGAUAGACAGCUUCUGAAAGCACAUGGUAUCGACCUUGUAUACAAGGUGGAACUUCCGUCUAGACUCGAAGCUCUUGAGAUCUUCUGUCAAUCUGCUUUUGGACAAAAGCAUCCUCCUUGUGUCGGUAUCAGGGAGCUCGCGCUACAAGUGACUCAUCUUGCUGGAUAUCUUCCUUUGGGUUUAACCGUUUUGGGCUCCUACUUGCGAGGGUUUUCUAAAGAAGAGUGGGAAUAUGCAAUACCAAGACUUAACACAAGUCUUGAUGGUAAAAUUGAGAAGACUUUGAGAUUCAGCUAUGAUGCCUUGCAUAGUAAAGAUAAAUCCAUAUUUCUUCACAUUGCUUGUUUGUUCAAUGGUAAGAACGUCGAGGAUGUGAAGAUGUUGCUUGAGAAUAGUAACUUGGACGUUGACCACGGACUUAAAGCCUUGGCUGAUAAAUCUCUUAUAGAUACUCAUUGGGGACGCAUACAUAUGCACUCUCUGUUACAAAAAAUGGGUAGAGAGAUCGUCUGUCAACAGUCUGUUCACGAGCCUGGAAAACGUCAGUUCUUGGUUGAUGCUGAGGAGAUUAGGGAUGUACUUGCCUGCAAAUCCGGUACAGCAACUGUCUUAGGCAUAUCAUUCGAUGCAUCGAAAAUCAAUGGAGAGUUAUCCAUAAGUAAGAAAGCCUUUAAAGGAAUGCAUAAUCUUCAGUUCUUGGAGAUAUACAAGACAUGGAAUGCUAAAUCCAGACUAAAUCUGCCACAGGGUCUAAACUAUUUACCCCACAAACUUAGAUUGCUACACUGGGACUCGUUUCCUAUGAGAUCUUUGCCUUCCAAGUUCUCUGCAGAGUUCCUUGUGGAACUCAGAAUGAUAUUUAGCAAGCUUGAGAAACUCUGGGAAGGAAUCAUACCACUUAGGAGUCUCAAAGUGAUGAAUGUGAGUUACUCCAGAAAGCUCAAAGAGAUUCCUAAUCUCUCAAAUGCCACAAACCUUAAGAAAUUUUCAGCAGAUCGUUGUGAAAGCCUCAGUGCAUUCCCACAUGUCCCUGACUGCAUCGAGGAGCUUGAACUAAGCUACACAGGAAUAACAGAAGUUCCUCCAUGGAUCAAGAAUCUCUGUGGGCUGCAGAGAGUCUGUAUGACGCAAUGCUCGAAACUAACCAAUAUCUCUAUGAACGUUUCAAAGCUCGAGAACCUUGAAGAAGUGGAUUUCUCAGGCAGUGUGGAUGGUAUACUGUUUACUGCAAUAGUUAGUUGGCUCUCUGGUGUCAAGAAAAGGCUGACGAUAAGGGCUAAUAAUAUUGAAGAAAUGUUACCAAAAUGUCUACCGAGAAAGGCAUAUACUUCUCCGGUUUCACUGGAUUUGAGUGGUAACGAAGAUAUCAAAACUAUUCCAGACUGCAUCAAACAUUUUUCUCAGCUUCACAAGCUUGACAUCAGAGAAUGCAGAAAGCUUACAUCACUUCCACAGCUUCCAGAAUCGCUUUCAGAGCUAAAUGCACAAGAGUGUGAGUCUCUUAAGAGAAUACAUGGUUCGUUUCACAAUCCAGACAUCUGUCUCAAUUUUGCAAACUGCUUGAAACUCAACAGAGAAGCAAGAGAGCUCAUAUGUGCAUCCCCUAGCAGAUACACCAUCUUACCUGGUGAAGAACAGCCUGGAAUGUUUAAAGACCAAACUUCAGGAGAUCUGUUAAAGGUUGUGCAUAUGAUUCAGAGACCCUUUCCUCGAUUCCUGAGAUAUAAGGCUUGCAUUAGGCUUCUUGCUCGGUCAGCUGUCUAUGACGAUGACUCUGGUGGUAUUGCUCGUGUAGCUUGUUGCAUAAGGCGCAUAUGCGAUGGCAGUGUUGUGAGAGAUGAAUCUCUAGAGUUACACAUUCCUGUACUCGUGAACGAUCAUCUCUUUACAUUGGGAGGUUCUUUGAUCCUAAACAAAGGCAAUGAACCUGAAGUAGAUGCAACGUUCAGCGAGUUUUUGUUCGAGUUCAAGGCCAACAUAAAGAUGGCGAUUAUAGGAUGUCAAUUUACAGUUCUUGGGGGCAAAAGGGACUAUGAUACAUAUUCUAGAUGGAAUGAAGAAGUUUCUAGCCAGCAAGAUAAAAGGAUAAGGCAUGAAACUGAGGAACAAAGAUAGGAUCCUCAACAGACACAUGAUGAUAUUGUCAAUGCCAUGAAAGAUAAAGCAGCAUAAGAGCUUCUCAACGUGAGCUGUUAUCAGUAUAUAUACCAACAGCUUCAUAAGAAUCUGGUUGUUCAGGUUUGUACAUGAAGCUUUCAAAUGAUAUCAGAUUGUUUUACAAUCUAUACUUAUGAAUUAUAAUCUAUGGAAUUAUGGGUGGUGAGAAA